UUUUCAGUCGCACCUCGCGCUCGAGCUCUAAACGAACCCAAACCGCACAGGAUAAGCGAUCUGUUUUAAUCUGUUUUUAAAAAAGUUUUAUCCUAAGUUGCUUUUUAUUGGAUUGCUGUGAAGGUUUUGUGGAGUAUCGGUGCCUCAGGCUUGGCCUUUACUCAUCAUCAUGGCUCACUUCGGUUUCGAUAACGACAUCCAGAGUGUGUUGAAGCUGGACAUGCCCAUCACCAACGCCCCGAUGGCCAGGUGGCAGAGGAAAGCCAGCACGUCCACCUCGGCCAACACCAGCGUCCUGUCGCCCAGCAAGGCUGGAAAUCUGUCUCUGAGCACGUCGAAGACGCCGAGCAAAACCCCAGGGAAGAAGGGGAAGACCCAAAACACACCCUCUAAAAUUGGAGGAGACCGGUACAUCCCUGUCAGAAACAGCAAACAGAUGGACGUGGCGAGUUUCCUCAUCGCAAAGGAAAACGAGCCGGUUGAGGAGGCAGCGUCUUCGUCCACACAGACGUCUCAGAAGGCCUGGUCUGUGACCCUGAAUGGAUUUGACUUGGAAGAGGCCAAAAUCCUGCACCUAGGAGGCAAGCCUAUUAAUGCGCCCGAAGGUUAUCAGAACAACCUGAAGGUCCUGUACAGCCAGGUUCAAACACCCGUCUCUGUAAAGAAGAGCCGCUACAUCGCUUCAGUCCCAGAGAGGAUCCUAGACGCCCCCGAGCUCAGGAACGACUUCUAUCUGAAUCUAAUGGACUGGGGCAGACUGAACGUUCUGGCCGUGGCUCUUUCGGAGUACGUGUACCUGUGGGACGCUGCGGUGGGGCAGAUCGUGAUGCUAAAAAAGAUGGAGGAGGAGAACGGCUACAUCUCCUCCGUCUCCUGGAGCAAAGACGGAAACUUCUUGGCCAUUGGCUUGAGCGACUGCAAAGUGGAGCUGUGGGAUGUCCAGGCUCAGAAGCGUCUGCGCAGUAUGGAGGGCCAUCGCGCCCGAGUCAGCUGUCUGGCCUGGAAUGAUCACGUCCUGUCCAGUGGCUCCAGAUCCGGUUUGAUCCACCAGCAUGAUGUCCGUGUGGCCGAUCAUCACCUGUGCACCCUCCGAGGUCACACGCAGGAGGUGUGCGGUCUCACCUGGUCUCCUGACGGUCGUUAUUUAGCCAGCGGUGGAAACGACAACCUGGUGAACAUCUGGCCAAGCACGCAGGGCGGAGUGCAAACAACCCUGCACUCGUUCAACGAACACCAGGGAGCCGUGAAGGCGCUGGCCUGGUGCCCGUGGCAGUCGAGCAUCCUGGCAUCAGGAGGAGGAACCAGCGACCGCCACAUUCGCAUCUGGAACGUCAACAGCGGCUCUUGUGUCAGCUCUUUUGACUCACAGUCUCAGGUCUCUUCUCUCGUGUUUGCGCCGAACUAUAAGGAGCUCGUCUCUGGUCAUGGUUUCGCCCACGACAAGAUCUUCAUCUGGAAAUAUCCCUCACUCACUAAAGUGGCCGAGCUAGAAGGUCAUGAAGGCCGCAUCCUAAACAUGGCCCUCAGUCCAGACGGCUCCGUCCUGGGGUCCAUCAGCUCUGAUGAAACCAUCCGCCUGUGGAAGUGUUUCGAGAAGGAUCCCACCAAGAAAGCCAAGCCUGUGUCCAGCAGCAUCAUUCAGCAGCACAUCCGAUAAUCAGCGUUUUUAAAUCAUAUUUACCACUAAGUUUAUGUACAAAUGAGUUCUUGUAAAUUUUUUUGAAAUAAAGUUUUCAUUUUUUCCCCA
Molecule: messenger RNA, 1747 nt
Organism: Clarias gariepinus (North African catfish)
Lineage: Eukaryota; Metazoa; Chordata; Actinopteri; Siluriformes; Clariidae
Gene: cdc20
Product: cell division cycle 20 homolog
Exons: 11
Coding region: 170-1657 (495 amino acids)
Biological process (GO): positive regulation of ubiquitin protein ligase activity; anaphase-promoting complex-dependent catabolic process; positive regulation of anaphase-promoting complex-dependent catabolic process
Cellular component (GO): anaphase-promoting complex
Molecular function (GO): protein binding; ubiquitin ligase activator activity; anaphase-promoting complex binding
Source: RefSeq, a predicted model, not a curated record